This is a messenger RNA of Pelodiscus sinensis (Chinese soft-shelled turtle), 1293 nucleotides long. Lineage: Eukaryota; Metazoa; Chordata; Testudines; Trionychidae. The record is from RefSeq and is a predicted model, not a curated record.
AGAGCGGGUAUGGGGUCUUACAACCAGGGUCCACAACCCGGCCCUCAAAUCCCAGAGCGGGUAUGGGGUCUUACAACCAGGGUCCACAACCCGGCCCUCAAAUCCCAGAGCGGGUAUGGGGUCUUACAACCAGGGUCCACAACCCGGCCCUCAAAUCCCAGAGCGGGUAUGGGGUCUUACAACCAGGGUCCACAACCCGGCCCUCAAAUCCCAGAGCGGGUAUGGGGUCUUACAACCAGGGUCCACAACCCGGCCCUCAAAUCCCAGAGCGGGUAUGGGGUCUUACAACCAGGGUCCACAACCCGGCCCUCAAAUCCCAGAGCGGGUAUGGGGUCUUACAACCAGGGUCCACAACCCGGCCCUCAAAUCCCAGAGCGGGUAUGGGGUCUUACAACCAGGGUCCACAACCCGGCCCUCAAAUCCCAGAGCGGGUAUGGGGUCUUACAACCAGGGUCCACAACCCGGCCCUCAAAUCCCAGAGCGGGUAUGGGGUCUUACAACCAGGGUCCACAACCCGGCCCUCAAAUCCCAGAGCGGGUAUGGGGUCUUACAACCAGGGUCCACAACCCGGCCCUCAAAUCCCAGAGCGGGUAUGGGGUCUUACAACCAGGGUCCACAACCCGGCCCUCAAAUCCCAGAGCGGGUAUGGGGUCUUACAACCAGGGUCCACAACCCGGCCCUCAAAUCCCAGAGCGGGUAUGGGGUCUUACAACCAGGGUCCACAACCCGGCCCUCAAAUCCCAGAGCGGGUAUGGGGUCUUACAACCAGGGUCCACAACCCGGCCCUCAAAUCCCAGAGCGGGUAUGGGGUCUUACAACCAGGGUCCACAACCCGGCCCUCAAAUCCCAGAGCGGGUAUGGGGUCUUACAACCAGGGUCCACAACCCGGCCCUCAAAUCCCAGAGCGGGUAUGGGGUCUUACAACCAGGGUCCACAACCCGGCCCUCAAAUCCCAGAGCGGGUAUGGGGUCUUACAACCAGGGUCCACAACCCGGCCCUCAAAUCCCAGAGCGGGUAUGGGGUCUUACAACCAGGGUCCACAACCCGGCCCUCAAAUCCCAGAGCGGGUAUGGGGUCUUACAACCAGGGUCCACAACCCGGCCCUCAAAUCCCAGAGCGGGUAUGGGGUCUUACAACCAGGGUCCACAACCCGGCCCUCAAAUCCCAGAGCGGGUAUGGGGUCUUACAACCAGGGUCCACAACCCGGCCCUCAAAUCCCAGAGCGGGUAUGGGGUCUUACGACCAGGGUCCACAGUCCGACCCUCCAGUACAAAGGGGGAUACGGGUUUAUGA